AGCGCGGUGCCUGUAGUCACCUGUGUGACGUAAUCAAUGCGGGGGGUUAAACGCGUCACAGGCGACCGACUGAUUCACAACACUGAGCCAAAUCACGCACAGCAGCGGCCGCACAAUGGGCCCGGAGAACAAUAGCCGCGCGCUGCGCUUCACGCACAGCUCCUGAGUCAUUUUAACGCAGCGAGCAGCGGGACCUAGUUCCUGCGGAGGGUUACAACCGCGAGCCGAUUUAAAACACUGCGCUACAGUUAAAAUUAGCCAUUUUAGGUGUUUUGAAGCCCCCCCGGGAAGAAGAGGAGAAGAACACGUUGUAACGUGCGGAGCGGAGGGGGGAGAGAGAGACUCACACUGGGAGAGAGAGAGAGAGAGAAAGGGGGAGGGAGAGAGAGGAGUGAAUGGGCACGACUCAGUCAGCAGCGCUGCGCCCUUCACUUUAUCGAUAUCGAUCAGUUUGGUAAUCGAGACAUUUAGACCCACAGCGGGUCCGUUGGGCUAGCCCGGGAGCUAGCCGGAACACCGGGAGCUAGCGCGAUGGGACGCAUGUGAAGCAGCCCGGGAGCGAGCAGCAGCCUGGCGGAGAAAGAAACAAGGAAGCGGACGGCUAGCUGCGCUACACCGAAGCUAACUGUUGGCUAACUGUUGGCUAAUAUUAUUUCUAAUGAGCGACCAGGGAGCAUGCGACCUGAUACGAAGAGCUGACUUGUUCGGGGAUGUCGGGCAGUAAGGCGCUGGGCGGGGGGGCUGGCGGGGGGGCGAGGCGCAGGCGGACGCGGUGCCGGCGCUGCCAGGCCUGCAUGAGGACCGAGUGUGGGGAGUGCCACUUCUGUAAGGACAUGAAGAAGUUUGGAGGGCCCGGCCGGAUGAAGCAGUCCUGCCUCCUGAGACAGUGCACGGCGCCGGUGUUGCCUCACACGGCGGUGUGUUUUGCGUGCGGCGAGGCGGGGAAGGAGGACACGGUGGACUCUGAGGAGGAGAAGUUCAGCCUCUCUCUGAUGGAGUGCACCAUCUGCAACGAAAUCAUCCACCCCAGCUGUCUCAAGAUGGGUAAAGCUGAAGGAAUCAUCAACGAUGAGAUCCCAAACUGCUGGGAGUGUCCAAAGUGCCACAAGGAGGGUAAAACCAGUAAGGACCAGGCGGACGGCUCGGGCAAGCGCAGGCUGGAUAACGGGGAGGUGGGCCGCUGGAAGCUCACCGAUGACCCUCCCCCUAAAAAGAAAGCCCCGCCCUCCCUGGAGGAGGGGGGGAGGACGGAGGGGGGACACAAGAGGAAGAAGGAGAAGGAGCUGCCUCAGGACAGCGGCCCCAAGAAGAAGAUGAAGGGCGCCCACGAGAAACGCCUCAAAAAGAAACCCAAACAGGAGGCGGUGGAGUCGAACGGUCCCACCUCCUCAGCUGGAGGAGGAGCAGGAGGAACACAGGGCUCCUCAACUACCGCUACUUCUUCUCAGCCCGGGGGAGGAGGCGCUGGGGGAGGAGGCGCAGGGGGGACGUCGAGUGCCGACCAGCGCUCCCAUCACAGAGAGAAACUGGAGCGCUUUAAGAGGAUGUGUCUGCUGGAGCGUCGGCCAGAGUCGUCGUCCUCCUCCUCCUCCAGCUCCGAGUCCGACUCCGAGUCCGACUCUGACGACUCCCUGAGGGGGGAGCAGGCGGGAGGAGGCUCCUCACCUUCAUCCUCCUCCCCCGCCCCGCCUCCUCCCGUCGUCUACGGCAACAGCAGCGGGGGGCGGGCGGAGAGAGAGAGGAGUCGCAGCGAGCGGGAGAGAGAGAGGGAGAGGGAGCGACGUCUGGCCGAGCUGGGCUUCAGCGCCAGUGAGGAGUCGGAGGGGGAGGGAGGGAGGGGGGAGGAGGAGGCGCGGGAGGAGGAGCAGGGAGGGGGGGAGAAGGCUCGGCGGAGAGGGGGAGGAGGAGAGGCGGGGUUACCUCCGCGAGGACGGAAAGGAGGACUGCUGGAAGGAGAGGAGGAGGACACGCCCACCUCUGACAGGACCAGGAAAAACUCCGCCUCCCUCCCCCCGCCCUCACCCCUCUCCUCCAAUCAGAUGCCUCCGUCCUCACAGCACGACGGCUUCACGGGGAAGCAGCGCAGCAACGGGCAGGAGGCGCGCAACGGACGGACACGGGGAGGGACGGGAGGGGGGAGGGAGGGAGGGGAGAAGGAGAACGCCAGCGGCGUUCUGACCAAUCACAGACACAGCGGGGGAGGAGGGGGCGGGACCAAAGGCAGCCGCGGCAACAAGAUCCGUAGCAACAGUAAGAACCAGACGUCCAGAAACACCUCCUCCUCCUCCUCCUCCAUCCCCACCUCAAACGGGGGAGGAGGGGGAGGCGGCCUGAUGAUGUCAGCGAUGGCGGCGUCUCCCUGCUCGCAGCCGUCCCGCCUCGCCCCGCGCUCUCAGAUGAUGAAGCGCAGCCCGCCGGCCGUGCCCUCGCCCCCCCGGCCCGUUCAGAUGGAGAGACACCUGGUGCGUCCCCCCCCCACCUGCCCCGAGCCCAGCUGUCUGCCGCUGGACUCUGGCUCCUCCCACAUCAUGACACGUGACGUGUGGCUCAGAGUGUUCACACACCUGAGCCAGAGAGAGCUGUGUGUCUGCAUGAGAGUCUGCCGCACCUGGAGCCGCUGGUGUUGUGAUAAACGGUUGUGGACUCAGAUCGACCUGAGCCGGCAGCGCUCCAUCACCCCCCCCAUGCUGAGUGGUAUCAUCCGCCGACAGCCCGUCUCCCUGAACCUGGGUUACACCAACAUCUCCAAGAAGCAGCUGAUGUGGCUCAUCAACCGCCUACAAGGUCUGUUGGAGUUGAAUGUGUCUGGUUGUCCGUGGCCGGCGGUCUCUGCUCUGUGUCAGGCCAUCUGUCCCUGUCUGAAGCUGCUGGAUCUCAGCAGAGUGGAGGACCUCAAAGACUCGCACCUGAGAGAGCUGCUGGCCCCCCCACCUGACACCAGGACAGCUCACGGUGAGACCAGAGUGGGGCGUUUCCAGAACGUGACGGAGCUGCGAUUGGCCGGUUUGGACCUGUCGGACGCGUCGUCGCGUCUGUUGGUGCGAUACGUUCCUCACCUGACCAGGUUAGACCUGAGUCAGUGUGGAAACGUCACAGACCAGACGGUGCACACCCUCACCUCCCCCAUCUCCCCCCUGAGAGAGAGCCUCACCCACAUCAACCUGGCAGGUUGUGUGAAGGUGACGGAGCAGUGUGUCCCGUUGCUGCGUCGCUGCCCCUCCCUGCGCUCCUGCUCCCUCCUCUCCUCUGAGACCGGACAGCUGCUCUCCUUCCCUUCCCACACCUCCUCCUCCACCUCCACCUCAUCCUCCUCUUCCUCUGCCACCACCGCGGUCGCUGCUUCCUCCUCCUCCUCCUCCACGUCUGCCUCCUCCUCCUCCUGUCCUUCUGAAGACAGAACGCUGCUGAAGAACAGCUAAGGUCCUCCUCAUGUCAUGUGACACUUGAUUGGUCCAGACGGCCUACAAGCCUCGCCUCCCACUUUGUUACACUACAGACAGGUGAGGAAGAGGAGGAGAAGGGACCUGUGCAACAUUUCUCCUGACGCUGGAUAAAGUUUUGUGUUGUUGGCGAGUACAGCGACCACAGAAGAAGAAGAAGAAGAAGACGUGGAGGAGAAACGUAUUUUGGGAAAGUUGUCGGUAAUAGUAAAAAAAACAAAUAGAAACCCUAAGCAUGUACAUAUUUGUUCUCUGUACAAUUUUGGGUGUGUGUAUAUAUCUGUAGUUUACUGUAAAUGACCUGUAACCUUUGAACCCCCCCACGCCAACACUCCUCCCCUCCCUCCUUCCGUCCUUCGACCCUUCGACCAAUCAUCAUGCCAGGCGUCCACCUGCUCGUCAGUAGCUGCAGAACAGGGAAAAGUGGAAAAUCAAUACUUUGUUGUCCAUAUUUAGUUGCUGUGGUUUAAAAGGUGACAUGACCCCCCCCCCCUUCAGAUGUAAAAGAUCAAACAAGAGUUAAGCUAACAGUUUGCCUCUGCUUCCAGUCUUCAUGCUAAGCUAGGCUAAAUGUACCUGUGUCUCUAAAUUGGUAUCCAUUUUCUCACCUGACUCUGAAGGAAUGGAUUGCCGUAAAAUGUUCGAUUGUCGCUCUAAAAACGCAUCUUUUCUGUAUGAAGUCUGGUGUGGUUAGAGAGCCUCUGCGGUUACCCAUAAUGCCCCUCUCUGUAGGUCCACAGAGACGUUGGCAAAGAUUAUUCCCGCCUUAAACUGGACAGACGCUGCGUCAUCAUUAAUCUUAACCGUUGUUAUUCAGAACUCACACGUUUGAAUCGGCCUGCAGUUUCGUCCAGUGACAAUUCCAAUAAAGUUUUUACAGACACGACGAGAAAAAGAGACAGGCAGCAUCGCUUUGAGCAAAUCCGCUAUAAUCAGAAAAAUGUGGAGGGAUGAGCUGCUGCUGUUCCACGAGUGAAGACGGACAGUUUCCUAAAGUAAAUAUAAGUAAAGUUUGGAACAAACGAGAUAAUCGGAGGCCGGCCGUCUUCGUUCACGAGAGCAGAGAAACGUUUACACUCGGAUCUGCGGUUUAGUGCCGAGGCUGCGAUCAGAGCGGACGCCGAUCAUCAUCAAUGCACACGUGCAGUGUUUGAUGCUGCAGCCUCAUGAUGUUGGAUUCAGCUUCAGUGUGUGAACCCAGUGGUGGAGGCAGACCAGUGUAAACCAGACCAGUGUAAACCAGACCAGUGAGCAGCAGGGCCAAAGAUGCGUCACGUCACCGGACUGAUGAAGAAGCUGUUUGAUCGCCGGUUUGUUCUCAGAAGCAGAACGGGUCGCUGGAGCCGGCUGCCUGGACGAACUCCUCUAACUAAUUAAAUGUUGUCGAAACACAAGAGCUUUGAAUAACGCGGCGUCUAAAACUGAUUUGUAUCAGAAUCUGAUGAGAAGUUGACGUUUUGAAGCUGCCGCUUCAUUUGGGACCAAAGUGUUGAGGUUUGACGUCGGACUGCUGACGAACCUCCAGCAGUUUGUUCCACUGAGGCGUGAACUGCUGCUAAACCGUCUCGUUUCUAUCUCUGCACCCGAUCAAUAAACAAUGGGAGUUGUUGGAAGGUUCUUCUUUUGAUGGAGCUAGGCUAGCUGUUUCCCUCUGCUUCCAGUCUUUGUGCUAAGCUAGGCUAACCAGACCCGUCUCUGAGCUGGAGGUUAAACACAUCCUCUACGGUGUCAGACUGUCGCUUUAAACGAGCGGCGGCUUCAGAUCGGCGCGACAGUAUUUUUUUGAAGGCGGCACUUUGCUUUCUGGGCGUCGGCGCCGCAGGUGACGGUUGUUCAGGUGUGGUUUUGGUUUGAGCCGUUUCCCUUCCUGUUUCCUCGUGUGUGUGCGUUUGAAACCUCUUUGUUUUUACAUGCGCUCCACUUCCCUCCGUCAUCCGUCUGCCCGUGUUCAUCAGCUCCGAUCAGCCUGAUUGAUCAUGUUUUCUCAGGAGUAUUUUUUUGAGUCAGGGUUUAAUUUAUUUCGCGCCCCUCCAGUCGAGACAUUCCUGCAACAGAGAGAAGUCCUUCUGCGCCGACAGUCUUCUUUCUUUGUUUUCCACUUUAUGAACGUGUCUUCAUGUGUUCGCUGCGUCCUUCGAAUCGUAUUGAUGCGUUUGAAUCUGUUUUGCUGAGGAAGCCCAUUUCUGCCAGGAAAAGAAAAAACAGGAAGUUAGAAAUAAUAAAAGCAGAAAUAAUAACUGAAAAUCAGGAUUAUGACGUGAAGUCUGAUUCAGUAUCUCGGCGCUCUGACAGUCGGGUGACUCUGUCUCUGUUAGCUGUCUCCUUAAUAUUUCAUAACUCUGGUUUAAAAACUCACAAUUUCGGCUCCUUUCUCAUAAUUUGGAUUUAGUAUAAAAUAAUUCUGACUUAUUAAAGUCAUGAUCUUGACUCACUGUCGUUAUUUUGACUUCAAAGUCAAGAGUCACAAAUUCAGUUUAGUCUCGAUUCGCUGUCAUCAUUUUUAUUUGCCUUUCAGAGUUUUUAUUCGUAACUUUUCAUCUGUGUUUUGUUUUAUUGGCUAAAAUGUGCUUCUGUAGUUCUCUCAGGCCGUCGCUUAUGAAAACAUCACUUCCUGAGUUUCACGUCAGGAUCGCUGGCAAAGCAGCGUUUUGGCUUUUGAUGUGUCUCAUAAAAGCAAGAAAUGACUGAUUUUGUCACAAGAGUCAGUAGAUUUUGGUUGUGAAGACUUUAACUUUGUGCACAGAUGUUUUCUUAAGUGACGCCCUGAUGUUUCGGAUGAAAAAGCAAAAACGUUACAGGAUCGAUAUCCUGUCUGUUUGUCUGUCUGUGAGGCAGUGGCACUGAGGGGGGGUCAGAAAUGUUAUUUACGCCAUAUUUCAUAUUGUUGUAUUCCAGAUGUUCACGACAGCAAAGCAAAUGAUGGACUACAGUCAUUGUAGCGUGUUCAGCGUUAGCUACACAGUAUCAUGUUAGCUUCACAGUAUCAUGUUAGCUAGCUGGUCAGUUUCAAGCGUUCUGUCACAGUUGUUGUUGCUUUACCUCUGCUGCACUGAAACCUGAAGAACAACGGCGUAAAACCGAAUCUACAGUUUUAAAUUGGGUCAAAACAGCUGUUAUCACUGGCUAGCUAAUAUUAGCUAGCAAGCUAAUUAAGAUUUACUUCUAGUGGCUCAAAGUAAUAGAAAUGUUUUGCCACACCGUAGAUCUGCUUUGUUAAUGAGCUGUGUUGUUAGCCCAUUAGCUAGCUGAGGUAACAAGCUAGCUACCAAAGCAGUGGCGGUUUGGGAUUGUUAUGCAAAUCAGAAAAAAAAUAAUAGGAAGAAUAAACAAGCCAAGAACAUUUAAAUUACACCGUGGCACAAAGUGGAGUGGAGCCGUUACCACGUUAUGCUAACAUUAGCUCGCUCCUUUCUAAGAAACUGUAUUCCAGUGUUUCAAAAAAAAUGGCAAUUAAUUUCCCAAACUGACUUGUACUUUCAAUGAGCUAACGUAUUAGCUCAUUAAUAAGCUAGGUAACAAGCUAACACUGACUUGUUCCACGUUGGUCAGCUCUUUUCACCCACGUCAGCGUCAUGGGCGAAUGUUAGCUCGCUGGUGUUAUUGUUCAGCUCUGCAGUGACAAAAUAAAACCUAACAACAAAAUGUAAAUCCUGCCUGAUGAGCAGGAAAACAGCUAAUUCGUUUUCCAAACCGUAGCCUUGCACCGCUAGCUGACAUUAGCUAGCUAACCGGUGUUAGCUUGCUGCAGAACAAGCAGAGGAGGUUUUUAGGUACAAAUAAAGAUGAAUAUUAUUAGUUAGUUGGCGAAGCGCUUUCAUUAAGGGGAAUGAGGCCGAACUUCAGCGGCUUGGCGUGCUUUCAUAUCGCUGUGAACUUGGUGUGUUUGGGUUUCAGCCGCUCGGGAAACGCUGGGCGGUCUGAGGACUGUCGAUGAUGAAGAUGAUAGUUGGUUACAGUCCUGAUUCAUCAAACGGUGCAGUCGGGGUAAAGCACCGUUCCCCGUCCGGUUCCUUUUGGACCUGCAGUCGUCCAGGAAGUAAAAAGUAUUGGUAGAUACAUUUUAAACUGCCAUGAUGUCAUGCGGCCCGUUGUGCCAUAACCACGCCAGCUCGAUGUUUCUGAAGGGGUCAGUUUGUAUGUUGUCUUUUGUUUUUUACUGCCACGUGGGGAUCGACGCCUGUCUGUUAACGAUGCAUAUCGCAGCUUCAAUCUUCCCCUAGCAACAAGUGAGGAGAUCAAAUCUGAUUGGACGAUAAUCCCUGCCUUCUGAAAGCUCUUAUCCAAUCAGACGCCCAGACAUAUCUCACCUUCUCUCUGUAUCUUAGUACGAACUGAAUCUGUCAUGUCUUUAUCGAUGUUUUAAAGAUGCACUGGACCGUCUUCAUCCUCACCUUCAUCCUCACCUUUUGCCAAAUGUACUUUUUGUUGUGAAAAGGGGCAUUUUUAUCCCGAGGUUUCUUUCUGUUUGCUUUUUGUUGUUUUUUUUUUUUUUUAUACUUUGUCCACAACUCUUCCGUUGUGUUGGUGGAAAAAAAAUAAAAAAUGAGGAAGAAGUUGGAACAAAAAGUAAAAAGAGACAAAAAGACCAACUCGAGGCAGCUACGUAUGAGUGACUACUGUAAAACGACUAACUAAUAAAGAAGCAAUGGGUUUGUUUUUA
Messenger RNA from Siniperca chuatsi (mandarin fish), 8100 nucleotides. RefSeq lists its product as uncharacterized. The record is from RefSeq and is a predicted model, not a curated record. Gene Ontology annotation, molecular function: histone demethylase activity; DNA binding; protein binding. NCBI's taxonomy places the organism in Eukaryota, Metazoa, Chordata, Actinopteri, Centrarchiformes, Sinipercidae. Gene Ontology annotation, biological process: protein demethylation; regulation of transcription by RNA polymerase II. The coding region runs from base 711 to 3419 and encodes 902 amino acids. The transcript is spliced from 11 exons.